CUGGCAGGCGGACGGCGCGACGGUCUUUAGGCGUUCUUAGUGAGACUCUGUAGGGCGUGUUGCCUAGGAGACGACGGGUUUCAGUGGGCACAGCCUAGCAGAAAGAUGCAAGCUUAAUACAGCACGGACUGUCGACUUCCACCUUGAUGACUUCACCUUGGAGUGCCUUCCCAGUUCAGUUCCCCCAGCCUUCAAUCAGAGGCCUCUCACAGAUCACCAAGAGCCUGUUUAUCAGCAAUGGUGUGGCUGCCAACAACAAGCUCCUACUGUCCAGCAAUCAGAUCACCACAGUCAUCAACGUCUCAGUAGAGGUAGCAAACACCUUCUACGAGGGUAUCCAGUAUGUGCAGGUGCCUGUGGUCGAUGCGCCAGUCGCUCGCCUCUCUGAUUUCUUCGACUCCAUUGCCGACCAUAUCCAUUCGGUGGAGAUGCAGAAAGGCCGCACACUGUUGCAUUGUGCUGCUGGCGUGAGCCGCUCAGCUGCCCUGUGCCUCGCCUACCUCAUGAAGUACCAUGCCAUGUCCCUUGUAGAUGCCCACACUUGGACCAAGUCAUGCAGGCCCAUCAUCCGGCCCAACAGUGGCUUUUGGGAGCAGCUCAUCCAUUACGAGUUGCAGCUGUUUGGCAAGAACACAAUGCAGAUGAUGGACUCGCCAAUGGGACGGAUCCCAGACAUCUACGAGAAGGAGACCCGUCUGAUGAUCCCACUGUAAGCCAGCCCACCAGUAACUACAGUACCCCAAGGUCUGAACUUGAACUUGACUUUUGUUGCUGCAGGAGCACAGCAGGUGGUGCUUUUCAUGACGCCAGAAAACAGUGUUGCUAUAGCAUUUAACCUCGAAGUCCAGCCAGGUUUGGUGGUGCCUGCCUGUAACCUCAGAUUGCUGAAGCAGGGAGAUUACAAGGUGAGUUUGAGGCCAGCCUAGGCUACAUAUGAGGCCCUAUCUCAAAAACAAAAUCAACAACAGAAAUUCCCAACAAUUACUAUCUUGUCACCUGUGUUUUCAGAGGGUACAUUCAUUUCUUAUAAUAUAGUGAGGGUAACUUUUCUGUGAGUGGUAGGGUGGAGCUGGCAGAUGGUGCUAAGACAUAGGAACCAGUGCCCAGUGCAUACGGCAAGCUGGGGUUCCUGCAGCCCUCCUGGAGAUGACUAACCCAGAAACAAAUCUGCCAAAAUCCCACCUCGUUCUUUCAGAGGCAAAUCCUGAAGCUUCCUGGUGCUCUUGGAUGUCUCAAAGUAAGUGCCAGCCUGCUAGAUUAGGGGUCUUCAACCAGGGUUACAGAGAUUGCCCCUUCUACCUUUACCACAGUGGCCCAAUUCUGGUUUUCUAGAUCAGAUUCACACAGUGCUUGGAUCCCAGUGGUGCCCAGAUCAGCAAUCCUACCCAUACACAGGCCUUAGUUUAUGCAUGUUCUCAAAGCCUCUAUGUGAGAGAGAUGAAGAAAUGGCUUGAUCUCUGCUAGGUCUCAUCUGAGAAGCCGCCUCCAGAGUUCUCACUUUGCAACCUAAGAGUCCUGACACAGGACCGCGUGCAGAAUUGCAGAGCUGACUGUUGAGGAGCUAUGAGGACAGAGUGAGGAACAAGUGAGUUGUCUCUAGCAGGCCUUGAGAUUCAGGGCUGCUCAGAAGCCCUUGGUGUUAGGGUCUGAUUCAAGAAGGUUUGGUUUGGCUUGGUUUGGUUUAAUCCCUGGUCCCAGGUAGCCCAGGCUGUGUAGCCUUGAGUACCUGUCUCUUUCCUGUAUUUUAGGAAUGCUGGGUUCACAGGUAUGUGCCACCUUGCCCAGACAAGACUUAGUGCUACAGUGUGGUUUUUUGUGGUAUAAGACUCGCCCAAAGCAUCUUGCGGGAGGAAAGGGUUUAUUUGACUUACAUGGUAAACUCUGUCAUGAAGAAUGUGGCUUGCUCCCGGGGACCUGCUCAGUGUUACCUGCCCAGGUAGCCACAACCAUGGUGGACUAGAUCCUCUCACAUCAAGAAGCCCAUCUCAGUGGAGGGUCCCUUGUCCCAGGUGACUCCAGUUACACUGACAAACACUGUUAACAGUCUAAUCUAGAGCCUGGUAUGAGGUGGGCAGGAGAGGAAGAAGCUAACUGCUGUUCUAGACUACUGUCAUCCUUCACCAAGAGCAACCCCAUCCCUUCCCACCUCAGCCUUCACCUGGUAGAAACUGGUAGAAACACAGAUUUUUUUUUUUAAACAAAGAACUUUAUUCAAGCCUUUUUGUCAUUAAAAGAAAACAUUUGGAGGUGGAGAGACGGCUCGGUGAUUAUGAGAACUUACUGCUCUUACAGAGGGCCUGGGGUUUGAUUCCCAGCACCGCAUAGUGACUCACAACUGUCUAUGGCUCUAGUACCAAAGAAUCUGCUGCCCUUUUCUCAUCUCCUAGAGCACCAGGCACACAUGCAGUACAAAUACAUACAUGUAGGGAAAAUAUUCAUACACAGAAAAGAAAAAUAAAUCUUUAAAAAAAAUGCUCCUAAAUUAGCAUGUAAAAUUAACUUGAACUCAGUUCUCUGGGUCAUCCUACCCUAAGGCCUCAAUGCAUGCUAGGCAGAUGCUCUACCACCAAGCCAAUCCCCAGUCCAGUUCUUUGAGAUUGGUUUUGGUCAAGGUCUCCCUAUGUAACUCUGGCUGCCCUGUAACUUGAUAUAUAACCUAGGCUAGCCUCCAACUCAGAUCAGCCUGCCUCUGCCUGUGCACAGAUUCACAUAUUCAUCACAAAUCAGGACUCCAGCAGUUCUACUGCCCAAACGAUGCUGUUUUGGGUCCCGUUUGUGGUCAGACCCCCAACCCAACCACAGUCUCUGGUAAGCAUGUGCCUGGCUGUGUGCAUCCUAUGGGUUUGCUGAUGCUCGGUAUGUGCAGCCUGGAGUGUGCCUUUCCCGCAGCCACGCGUCUUUGCUCUAUGAUGGUGUGUGUGACUGUGCUACACUGGACUCAAUGAAGCACACCUGAGCUGUCUCUUUUAGGGGAUUAUAGAUAAAAUUACUAUAAACAUGUGUACACAGGUUACUGUAUGUGUGAACAUAAGUUUUCAUUUCUCUAGGGUGUGUACUACAGAAUGAGAUAUUAGUCAUAUGAUGAUGGUGUGUGGAAUCAUUUUUAUUUUUAAAAUGCUAACCUUACAGAGUGGCCAUCCUUCCCUCUCACCAGACUUCAUGGACACUGCUCAUACUCACCCCUGUAUCCUCUCUUACCCAUCCCACAUUCUCAGAACACCUUUUCCCAGUAAGUUACACCACUCCAUCCCCAUGCUCAUGACAUUUCUGUGUUCAGAUCUUUAAAAGCUGGGCUAGUAAGGUGUUGUGUUACAGCAGCUUCAUGCAUGGCACCACACUGUUCUCGGGGGUCCCCCUCCUGCUCCAUAUUGUUAUUUAUUUUGUAAACUGUAUUUUGGGGAAAUACACAUUUAUAGGAUCUGUGUGCCAGUUCCUCCUAGCACCCUCAUCCUGCCUCCCUUCCAACAAGUCCACCUUGUUUUAACAUCAAUACCCUGAAUCCAGUUGGUGCUGCCUGUUGCUCAUGGUGUGGGAUCAUUUGCUAGGGUGUGGGCACCUUACCAGUGGCCAAGUCGCCAAAGGAGGAUGACCUCCCUCCCUCUGCAGCCAUCAGCGCCAAUAGCUCCUCCUCCAAGAGCAGGUGGAUAAGUAUGUUUACCGAGUAUGAGUUGAGUUGAUGAGUUGAUGUGACAACAGCCUUAAGACAGUCAGCAGCCUCACCCUCCAGCGCCUACAUUCUUCCUACUCUGGGGCCAUGAAAAGGAGCAGGAAGCUGGUUGACACCUCCUGCAGAAUUCCAGCACAAUCACUGUUUGUUGUAAAGAUUGCCAGCUAGAAGUCAACACUUUUUAUUUAUAGAGAUUUUGUGUUAAAAUAAUAGUGAACGUGGCCUUACUCCUAAACAGUUUCUGGGAAUUUCAAAAAUAAGACAUUUUAAAAAAAAAUAAUAAUAAUG
This is a messenger RNA of Mus caroli (Ryukyu mouse), 3955 nucleotides long. RefSeq names its product dual specificity phosphatase 18 (gene Dusp18). Gene Ontology annotation, molecular function: MAP kinase tyrosine/serine/threonine phosphatase activity; protein tyrosine phosphatase activity. Gene Ontology annotation, biological process: peptidyl-tyrosine dephosphorylation. Lineage: Eukaryota; Metazoa; Chordata; Mammalia; Rodentia; Muridae. The record is from RefSeq and is a predicted model, not a curated record. Gene Ontology annotation, cellular component: cytoplasm.